GGCGAUGUUUCUAGGUGGAGCUCAGAGGAGGCCGCAUGUCUGUGGUGAGGCUGAAGAUCCCUGUUGUGUCUCAGGUUAUCUGUCAGAUCAGCGCUACCUUGGAGCUACGGUGGGCCGCGUGGCCAACAGGAUCGCACGGGGGCACUUUGUGGUGGAGGGGAAAGAGUACCGACUCGAUAUCAAUAAUGGACCCAAUGCACUGCAUGGAGGGCUGCGAGGCUUCAAUAAGGCGAUCUGGCUGGCUACAGCAGUGGAAGGCGGAGUACAGCUGAGUCUUACCAGUCCAGAUGGGGACCAAGGUUAUCCUGGAGAGGUGCAGGUCUCUGUCUCCUACACACUGCAGGGGGAAACUCUAACUGCUGAAUACCAAGCCCGCUCUACAAAGACCACCCCCAUCAACCUCACCAACCACUCAUACUUCAACCUGGCGGGACAGGUGAGACGCAUGAUCAGCUGA
Molecule: messenger RNA, 457 nt
Organism: Notothenia coriiceps (black rockcod)
Lineage: Eukaryota; Metazoa; Chordata; Actinopteri; Perciformes; Nototheniidae
Product: aldose 1-epimerase
Exons: 3
Coding region: 5-457 (150 amino acids)
Biological process (GO): glucose metabolic process; beta-D-galactose catabolic process via UDP-galactose, Leloir pathway
Molecular function (GO): aldose 1-epimerase activity; carbohydrate binding
Source: RefSeq, a predicted model, not a curated record